AAUCUAUGGUUCAAAGGAACAGUGGCUCAAGGAACCAUUAGCUUUAAUUUUCUGACUUCCUCAAUUUUCGUCGUGCGAAAGUCUUGUACAGACAAAGCGUGUGGCCAUGCAUUGUCGAGGCGAAUUAAGAUGCUCGUUCCCCGGGAAGCUGAUCGUAGCCCGGCGGCGCUACAAGACUUUCAUGAUUGACGAAAUUCUGUCCAAGGAUAUUUGCGAUAACUUUGAAAAACUUUCCACGUGCCCAAUGGACCACUCUGUCACCAGGCUCAAACCUCUGCUUUCAUUAUCCGAAUCCUCCUCCCUGUUGGUCCACCCCCUCUUCUAUAUCAUCGCACAGCAGGACAGUGACCUGCCUCACCGGUACCAGCCCCCGUCCCCCGGCCACCUAUCCCACCUUCCCCAUCAGCCCCCUCUGUCCCCCCAGCUCCCCCGUGCGGAGUGUCCGUCCAGCAAGACGCCCGUCAGCAUCAGCAGCGAGUCAGAAGUGGAGCAGAACACCUCCCAGCCAAGGAAGUCCCGCCGCAGCCGUACAAUCUUCUCCGAGCACCAGCUCUUUGGCCUGGAGAAGAAGUUUCAGAAGCAGAAGUACCUCUCCACACCUGACAGAUUGGACCUGGCCCGGUCUCUAGAUUUGACACAGCUGCAGGUCAAAACCUGGUACCAGAACCGUCGCAUGAAGUGGAAGAAAAUGGUGCUGGAAAAGGGGCAAGAGGCUCCCACUAAGCCCAAGGGUAGGCCCAAGAAGAACUCCAUCCCCACCACUGAGGAGAUUGAAGCACAAGAGCGGCUGGCCCAGCAGGCACAGGAGGAGGGAGACCUCACACAUGCAUCUGGCCAAGGGGACACCCCUAAGCCUGAGGCUCAGGACUCCAAAUCCCAGAAUCCUCUACAGCCUGAGGGCUGUUCACAAGAACAGGCAACUAGAGUCCAGUCAGCCAUGCUCAUUGCUAGCUAAAGACAUGAGUUGAGCCAAAAAACACAAAUUAAUGAAUGGGAAAAUUACAGCUCUGGCCACUUCAAGAGCUCAUGUGCACUCAUUAAAAUACUGAGAACUAGCUGCCAGUAAUAUGUACUCACUAUGUGCAGGUAAGGAAUGAGGGAUCUUAACUGAUAGACACAAUUUUAAAUGACAUAUUCCUUAAACUAAUAAUAA
This is a messenger RNA of Megalops cyprinoides (Indo-Pacific tarpon), 1153 nucleotides long. Its product is annotated as homeobox protein BarH-like 2. Bases 107 to 955 code for a protein of 282 amino acids. Gene Ontology annotation, molecular function: DNA-binding transcription factor activity, RNA polymerase II-specific; DNA binding. NCBI's taxonomy places the organism in Eukaryota, Metazoa, Chordata, Actinopteri, Elopiformes, Megalopidae. Gene Ontology annotation, biological process: regulation of DNA-templated transcription. The transcript has 4 exons. The record is from RefSeq and is a predicted model, not a curated record.